Molecule: messenger RNA, 1035 nt
Organism: Rhodotorula toruloides NP11
Lineage: Eukaryota; Fungi; Basidiomycota; Microbotryomycetes; Sporidiobolales; Sporidiobolaceae
Exons: 2
Coding region: 1-1035 (344 amino acids)
Source: RefSeq, a predicted model, not a curated record
AUGGGUGCUCUCUUGAGUCUGCUUCGAGAGCUUCUGCGCCCAGCUCCUCCUCCCGCCCGCAUUCCUGCCAAAGCCAAACCCGUCACCAACGCACCUCGCCCUGCGUGGUUACCCUUCGAGCUGUACCGACCCAUCAUCGCGUAUGCCGCAGAGCGCCGAGAAGACGGCCUGGCGCCACAGCUUGCCCGGUUCUGCCUCGUCUCCCGCGCGUUUCGAGCGGAGGCGCAACUCCUCCUCGACCAGAUCUUCACGCUUGCGCUCGAGCUUGAGCCGGUCCAGGGCAUCUACCUCUACCGCUCUCAUACCACCCUCCGAGAAGAAACGAAGUACUUCACCUUAUCACCUCGUUACCGCCGCAUCACCUUUUCUGUCACUCCUGAGCUGUGCGGCGUACCCGUCGUCUUCUGCGCCGGUCCGGCUUACGAGUACUGGUGGGAGAUGGGCCGCUGGUCAACGUUUCUUCAUCCCCGGCACGUCUUGAACUUUGGAACACUCUCCCAGCCGCGACUCAACAACCUGAUUGCCUUGCACUGGACCGGACCAGCAUGGGCUCAUCAUAUCUUGCAGGAUCUCCCCGUCAAUCGGGCACGAAACAAGACUCGACCGGCGGAUGCGGUCGGAAGGCGCAUGCCUGGCUACACGGGACGGUCACUCAACAAUGUACAGUCUCUCACCCUCCUUGCGCGGCCGCAUGAGGGUCUCGGCGACAACCUCGCACCGUUUGCUCCGCUGCACAACCUGCACCUCGACUUCUUCUACCGACCCGACCCUCCCACGAUGGACUUUCUUGAGUGCCUCGACAGCCUCAAGAACCUGACAAUCACGCUUCGAUACGGCGCUACGGCCCUGAACACCCUCAGCACGACAACCUACCCGAGUAUCCCUCAUCCCAGCAAACGCCGCGCCGCGCACAACAUCGUCCGCCGCUUGAUGGCGCUCGUCGCGACACUCCUGCGUAAAGAGCAAGUCAAGCUCACGCUCAGACUGCCGCCGCUGGAACCGCUACACCUGAUGAGUCGCGACAAGGAGUUUUGA